This is a messenger RNA of Contarinia nasturtii (swede midge), 3025 nucleotides long. RefSeq names its product synaptic functional regulator FMR1 (gene Fmr1). Gene Ontology annotation, biological process: regulation of translation at postsynapse, modulating synaptic transmission; regulation of dendrite morphogenesis; regulation of modification of synaptic structure. The record is from RefSeq and is a predicted model, not a curated record. Bases 161 to 2290 code for a protein of 709 amino acids. Gene Ontology annotation, cellular component: axon; neuronal cell body; dendritic spine. Gene Ontology annotation, molecular function: mRNA 3'-UTR binding; translation regulator activity; protein homodimerization activity. The transcript has 12 exons. Lineage: Eukaryota; Metazoa; Arthropoda; Insecta; Diptera; Cecidomyiidae.
UUCCAAUCGAAGUUCUAUGGCGUACGAACCGAGAAAUGUCACCGAACUUAUAACUUUUACAUACAGAACGUAAAACUACAUCUUGCAAGGCAUCAAAUAGUAAAAAAUUGUUCCUUUUACGAGAUACUCAAAUUAUAUUUGUUUGUAAAAACGCGUCAAAAUGGACGAUAUUACGGUUGAGGUGUGCGGCGAAAAUGGUGCUUGGUAUAAGGCAGUUGUCACAGAUCUUUUUGACGAUGGAAUUAUGGUGGCUUUUGAAAAUGACUGGCAAAAAGAGUCAAAAUUCCUGUUUACUCAAGUUCGCCUACCGCCAGAUGAGCCACCAGUCGCACCAGUAUUUUCCGAAGGCAUGGAAGUCGAAGUGUAUUCCCGUUCGAAUGACCGCGAGGCAUGCGGAUGGUGGUGUGCGGAUAUUAAGAUGAUUAAAGGCGAAUUCUUAGUUGUUGAGUAUUUGGGCUGGGAACAUAGUUACAGGGAAAUUGUGGCUGCUGAAAGACUUCGCUUAAAAAAUACAAAUCCGCCAAUAACUGCAACAACAUUUCACAAAUUUGAAGUCGAAGUACCCGAAGAACUAAGAGUUUAUGCCAAAGUUGAUGGUGUUCACAAGGAAUUUCAAAAAGCAGUACGUGCCGGCGUUUGUCGUUUCAUUCCGGAAACUGGUAAUUUAUUGAUGAUAUCCACUGAUGAAGCGUCACAGAAAAAGGCCCGCAUGAUUCAAGAAAUGCAUUUUCGGAAUUUAAGUCAAAAGGUUUUACUUGUCAAACGUACUGAAGAAGCUGCACGUCAGCUGGAAUCAACAAAACUUCACACAACGUCCGGAGGAAAAAAAAUGAAUCACCGACACAGUAACAAUUUUGACGGGAUGUUUUCACGUGGAAGUUUUUCAGACGAAUUUCGGGUGCGAGAAGAUCUGAUGGGUUUGGCGAUUGGUGCGCACGGAAUAAACAUACAGACGGCCCGUAAAUUAGAUGGUGUGACACAAAUCGAACUAGAGGAACACACGUGUACUUUUAAAAUAUUUGGUGAGACUGAAGAGGCCGUACGAAAGGCUCGCUCAAUGCUUGAAUACAGUGAAGAGUCCAUCCAAGUACCACGGAACCUAGUUGGUAAGGUGAUCGGAAAAAAUGGACGAACUAUUCAGGAAAUUGUCGACAAAAGUGGCGUCGUUCGGGUAAAGAUUGAAGGUGACAAUGAACCACAACCAAGCAUACCACACGAAGAUGGUCAAGUUCCUUUCAUAUUUAUUGGCACCAUUGAAAGUAUUUCAAACGCAAAAGUUUUACUCGAAUAUCAUCUAGUGCAUUUAAAGGAAGUUGAAUUGUUACGACAAGAAAAAUUAGAAAUCGAUCAACAACUGCGCGCUAUUCAGGGCAAUACAUCAAUGAGUUCAAUGCAAAAUUUCACUGUUCAACGACGAUCCGAUCGUGGCUACAGCAGUGAUGUAGAUACGAUGCGACCAAACAACCGUGGAUCGGGUGCAUCGCAUCAAGGGAAUACAUCAAAUACCAGCGGUUCGUCUGGUAUGCGUGGCCGUGGCGGACGCGGUCGGGCAAACAACUCACGCUAUCAUCCUGAUGUUCAACGUCAAGGCAGUACAAAUGACGAUUUCUCUGGUCGAAAUGGUCAUCUGCCGUCAAAAUCAUAUAAUGAUCGAUCGGGAUACAAUAGUGGAAAAUGGUAUAACGAAAAAAGAGGUAAUCGUCGAUCGGAAGACCUACGUUCGAAGUCAGAGUUCAAUUAUCGCGAACAAUCGAGCGGAAGAAGCGGAAAUAGUAGUAACAAACAGCGUACCGAACGUGAUGUUGUGAGUGUUGAUCGUGAAAGUAAUUCGUCAGUGGAAAAUAACAAUUCGAGACGACGACCAAAAGCAAAAAAUACCCACAAUCAAACAAAUUCAGUGGGAAAUACAAAUGGCGCUGCAGUGAAUGAAUCAAAACAAAAUGCGUCUAGUUCCAGCAAAUUCGAACAAAAACAGCAGUCACAAAGUCGCCGUUCAAAUGAAAAUUCACAAAAAUCAGCCAACAAUCCGAAUACACAACAAAAUCAUAACAAUUACAAUGGCAACAAUCGUGAGAAUGGUAAACCACGUCGUUACGCAAAUCAACAAACAAACGGUGGAAAUAAUGGUGGUGGAGGAGGCGGUGGCGGUGGUGGAGCAAACAGUAAUGCCGGCUCCAAGGCAUCGAAAGCUGUCAAUGAAAUAAAUGCAGGCAACAAAGAGGCCAUCAGCAACAACAAUAAUAACAAUAAUCUAGAAAACAAGGAAAUUCUUAUCAAAGAAUCAACAUAGAGAUUUUCGAACCUUUUUUCAUUCUUUUUUCUCAUUUCGUUAAACUAAACAAAUUAACUAACAACCGUAUACACAUUUCCAUCCCCCCUCACCCCACACAAACACACACACACUCACAUACACACACACGCAUACACAUUAUUUUGCUAUUUCAUAACGCUGAAUUAAUUUGAUUAUGAAGAAGAGAAAAACAAUUAAGAAUGAUUUUAUUUGAAGCCAAUAUGUUUUCGAAGGCAAGAGUCUAUAUGAGUGUUCACCGUGGAUGAAAGUCAAAAUCAAAUAGAAAUGUACGAAAGUAACAGAACAGGUUCACAAAUAAUAGUAGCACUCCCAAAAAUCGGUAUUCUCCGUUUUUGUUUCAUAAUAUGAAUAUUUUAGCUCAACAAAAGAAAAAAAAUGGAUUCUCACACAUGCAACUAAAAGUAAAAUGUUGACAGUGUGUCAAUACAUACACACAUCCAAUCAUUUUGCCUUUGAUCUUUUCGGCCGACAUUGAGAUUAAAAUUAAUCAGGCGCAUCUUUUGGCAUCAAUGGAGUUUGCAAUCCAAAACUCUCACCCUUCCAUAUUGAAAAAAAAAAAUUAUAUAUUUAAAAAAAAAAGAAAAGAAAAACAAACAAAAAACUAAUAAAUAAUAAUUUGAAAUUGAAUAUGAUUUAUCGAGUACAUCCAAGAACGUACUCUGAACGUCGCUGAAGGUCGAAGAAAGUGGAAUACGAAAUAAUCAAUUAGCAAAA